Micropterus salmoides (largemouth bass) is the source of this 4052-nucleotide messenger RNA. RefSeq names its product solute carrier family 41 member 2a (gene slc41a2a). Bases 199 to 1728 code for a protein of 509 amino acids. Gene Ontology annotation, molecular function: monoatomic cation transmembrane transporter activity. Lineage: Eukaryota; Metazoa; Chordata; Actinopteri; Centrarchiformes; Centrarchidae. The record is from RefSeq and is a predicted model, not a curated record. The transcript has 11 exons. Gene Ontology annotation, biological process: monoatomic cation transport. Gene Ontology annotation, cellular component: plasma membrane.
ACAGUUAUGGGUUUAAGUAAAGUCACACAGGAGACUCAGCACACAAUUCAGAGUUUGACAGAAGUCAUCAGGAAGAGUCACAGUUAGCAACGUUAGCGGUGCAGUGUUAGACUAGAUGCCCACUUCUUCUCACAUGGUUUCACAGUACUGGAGCUGGAGCAACAGGAAUAACAUCCUGGCAAAUCCCAACCUUACACCAUGGUUGUCUCAAAGUCACAAGAUGAGCAAGUGGCCCCCAGUGGCUCGAUGGGCAGAGGCACCAGCAAAAAUUACAGAACCAUCCCAUCCUUACACUCUGGAAGUCCACAAGAUUUCAGCACCAGUGGGAAUGUUUCACCUCUCAACGCCAGUCUCAAUUAUGAGCCAGAUGAGUACACUGAGUCAGACUUUCUGCUCCCAAAUAAACUCUACGGUAGCUCUAGAUUCAGUGGGUCCAUGAGAGCAAGUGAAACAGAUGGCUCCGGUGCACCUGCUGAGACAGUCUGCUCCAUGGUACUUCAGAUCCUGGUGCCAUUUCUCUUGGCCGGGAUUGGGACAGUUUCUGCUGGGAUGCUACUAGAUGUGGUUCAGAACUGGGAUGUGUUCCAGGAAAUCACAGAGAUCCUCAUCCUGGUCCCUGCAGUGUUAGGCAUGAAGGGGAACCUGGAAAUGACUCUGGCCUCUAGACUCUCGACUGCUGUGAAUGCAGGAAAAAUGGAGCCUGCCAGGGAAAUGUGGAUGCUGAUCGUUGGGAACCUGGCGUUAAAGCAGCUGCAAGCCACAGUGCUUGGCCUAUUAGCCUCUCUGCUAGCGACUCUGUUGGGCUGGAUGGCAGAAGGAACGAUGCCCCUUCAUCACGUAAUGCUCUUGUGUUCAACCAGCGUUUCUACUGCCUUUGUAGCUUCAUUGCUGCAAGGUAUUAUUAUGGUGGGAGUGAUAAUUGGCUCCAAACGGAUGGGAAUCAACCCUGACAACGUGGCUACACCCAUGGCAGCCAGCUUUGGGGACCUCAUCACUCUCGCCUUGCUGGCCUGCUUCAGUCAGUGGUUCUACUCCUUCUUAGAUUUGUAUCCCUAUGUGUUGUACCUGGUGGAUCUGUUAUUUUUGUGCCUGAUUCCUCUUUGGGUGGUCAUCGCCUCCAAACAUCCAGCCAGUCACAUCCUGCUCCGCAUGGGCUGGGAACCAAUCAUUACAGCAAUGGUGAUCAGCAGCAUUGGGGGACUUAUUCUGGACAAGACUGUGUCAGAUCCAAACCUGGCAGGAAUCCUAGUUUAUGCUCCAGUCAUAAAUGGUAUUGGAGGAAACCUCGUCUCAAUACAGUCUAGUCGUAUUUCUACCAAUUUGCAUUUGAAUUACUCAGCUGGAGAGGUUCCUGAAGACCGUAGGAGGUGCUACAGCCCUUGCCGCAUUUUCUUUGGUUCAGGAGCAAACCAUCGAUCUGCUCAGGUCCUGCUUCUUUUGGUCAUCCCUGGUCAGCUCGUCUUCCUAUACGCUAUUCACCUGAUUAAAGGAGGCAACACUUUGCCCAGUCCUCUCUUGACAGUCGCCUUCUUGUCUGCUUCCCUAAUUCAGGUCUUCAUCCUGCUGUGUACAGCUGACUAUAUGGUGCACUGUUUAUGGCGGAGGGGUAAAGACCCCGACAGUUACUCAAUACCCUACCUCACAGCCCUCGGAGACCUGCUAGGGACUGCACUCCUCUCUCUUGCCUUUUUCAUGCUGUGGUGCGUUGGUGACUCAGGCAGUGUAUAGGUUCAAAGCAGCAAAAGGUUUGCGGAAGAACAAAUACAACAAAAAAUCUCUUUAAAAUUAUAAUACAAGUACAAAGUAACUGAAUAUUUUUCAUCGAAGACAGUCAUCCAUUUAUCUUUCACGCUUGUUUCACCUUUGUCAUCAUUAUCCAACUAACAGUGGCACAUUUCUCAGAUGUUUAUUAUGCUAAUUAAAACUUUAAAGCUAGGGUUGGCAACUUGGAGUAGCUAGAUUUUAAAAGUAUCCAAGUAUUAAAUGUGUCAGAGCAUUUGAUUUAUUGACGACUGUCGGGAUGCACAGAGAAUUCAACAAAUAUAACAAAAAUGCUUCUGGAAUAAAUUGCCUACCCUUGUUUUAAUGGUUUUAACCAGACCUUGUGUGUUAUGUCUGAGAAGAUUCUUAGUCAUCCGGGUCAUAGUUAUCCAAGAAGGGUUCAAAUUAAGGGCAAAUAGACUUGGUUGAAGAUACUUGAUGAUGUACCUGUGGGUUUUGUUCCUUGGCUGGGUUUCCCUCAACGAUAGACCAGAGACAAGUCUGUAUCUUUAGAUUUUUCAAUAAUUUAUUUAUAUAAGAAAAAGGUAAAAAUAUGAAAAUGACAAUUAAUACAGAUUACAUUAAUUUAUAGAAGUUAAUAGAAAAUUAAUUGCAAUUGAGAUCACUUUAGCCUCCUCAAAGGAAUCUCCUACCAAUAUCCUAAAGAUUACUCAAAACCCUCAAAUUCACUCAGAUUAGCCUUCUAAAAUCAUUGGACAUUAAACUUUACAUCAUCCUGAUAUUAAAUCAUUCAAUGAUUAAAUCCUAAUUCUUAGAGAGAUUACUAACCCCAAUUUUGCUGGAGGCUCAUCAUUCCCCCUCUCUGGAAUCAAGUCUAACGGCCACUCCUUGUUAACUCAAAUAUAAACCCCCCAAAUUACAGCCACGUAUGCAACAUGGUGGAUUUCUAACUGCGUCAUCUCCUAAGUACUUUUCCUUCAAUUCUUUGAGUUCACAAACACAAGUAUCACCUCAUUUUCAUUGUGCAAUAUCCUUUUGGAUCAAAUUCUGGGGACCCUCCCCAGUUUCCUGCAGCCUCUAAGCUGUUUGCCUACAGUAACCUUAUAAAUUUGAUAGAAACACAGAUGAAGAAAACAUAUUACAUUCAAUUCAAAUACACACCUUAACAUGAACAUAUUGCUAUAUAAUUCUAAUAGUGAGUACAUCUGAACCUUAAAUUCCCAGUUCCAAACAGUUCUUGAUCAUAUACUUGAGGAAAGCUUUAACUGAGGCCACCUCCUUGUGAACAUGUGGGUUCACGGGUCCAGCUUUACAUUCUGUGUUGCAUGUCUAUAUGACUUUUACAUUAGUUUAGAUAACCUUAGUGAUUACAAUCUCCCCAACUCCUCCUUUAGUCUGUCUCUCUCCCAUGUGCAGAGUGUUCCUGAAAGUUCUUUGGCAAAGCAAAAGGAAUUUGUAUCUAAUGGAUCCUUAUCUCGCGUUAUCUCCCGUCUUUGUUUACUCAAAAGUGCUCCAAUAAGUACUUUCCACAGCUGAUUCUCCUUACAGCUCGUGAUUUUGUUGGCAACAACAACCAAAUGAAAAUAUGUUUUUGACAGUGACAAUUAAGUAUGUGAGCUGUGUCGUCAACAUUUUAUCAAACUAAUCAUUCCUUUAAACUUGUGACUGUUUACAAUUGUUUUUCUGCACAUAGUCCAUAAUUUAUUACUACACGCCUCUUAUCCAAGAGGCUUCUUCACUUCUUACUGACUGGCAGGGAGUCCCAGGUAUUUGACAGUUGUCCAGUUGUCCUUGAAUUUAAACUUCCUUGGAUGCAAGAAAGUAAUGUUUGUGAGCUUAUGACCAAAUAAUUUGAGUCCCCGAUAUCACCAGUGAAACUAAUGCAGAAUGUGUUGCUUGAGCUUUCACUUGCAAAAAAAUAUUUUAACAAAUACUAGGAAGUUUUAAGUUGGUCCCCAACUGAGGGUUUCUUUUUAAAAAUGGCAAGCUGUUAUUCAUAAAAAAUUUUUUACAUUGAUUUUAGUGAGUGAGUGCAUUCAGUUGUGUAAUAAACCUGUUCUCAUUAUGCCGUAUAUAUCCAUGUAACCUGCUGUAGCUUUUGUGGUUGAAAAUAUUGUAUAUAAAUGACAUGAGAAUUGUCUUUGUUCUUGCUUUGAAUGGUUUUACUGUUGUCCUUUAAUUGUUUACAUUUUGGGAAAUAAUUUCAACCAGUAAUAAGGCCAAGAUUUCCCAUAUUAAUACAGGUACCUACACUCUCCUGAAAGAUUAUUAUUUAGAAUUAUAUUCUAUUGUAUAAUUAUUAAAAAUGAUUUAUACAAUUUGAGAAAGUU